GCCGACAUGGCCGAGACCGCUCCCGUCGCCGCGCCCGAUGUCGCCGCCGCCGCUCCGGCCCCGGCCAAAGCACCCGCCGCCAAGAAGCCGAAGAAGGCGGCGAGCGGCUCCAAAGCCCGCAAGCCCGCGGGGCCCAGCGUCACCGAGCUCAUCACCAAGGCCGUGUCCGCCUCCAAGGAGCGCAAGGGGCUCUCCCUCGCCGCGCUCAAGAAGGCGCUGGCCGCCGGCGGCUACGAUGUAGAGAAAAGCAAUAGCCGCAUCAAGCUGGGCAUCAAGAGCCUCGUCAGCAAGGGCAUCUUGGUGCAGACCAAGGGCACCGGCGCCUCCGGCUCUUUCCGCCUCAGCAAGAAACCCGGAGAAGUCAAGGAAAAAGUUCCCAAGAAAAAAACUGCUGCAGCUAAGCCCAAGAAGCCGGCGGCUAAGAAGCCGGCCAGUGCCGCUAAGAAGGCCAAGAAGCCGGUGACGGCGAAAAAGAGCCCCAAGAAGGCGAAGAAGCCGGCAGCCGCAGCAGCCAAGAAAACAGCAAAGAGCCCCAAGAAAGCGACAAAGGCUGCCAAGCCCAAAAAAGCCGCGGCAGCAGCAAAGAGCCCGGCUAAGGCGAAGGCGGUGAAGCCCAAAGCAGCCAAGCCCAAGGCGGCCAAGCCGAAAGCAGCCAAGGCCAAGAAAGCAGCUCCCAAGAAAAAAUAAAUUUUGCGGAAGAAACCCUAUCUGCCUUGCAGAUAAAACCCAAAGGCUCUUUUAAGAGCCACCCAAAUUUUCACAAAAAGAGCUAGAAUUCUCUUAA
Messenger RNA from Sturnus vulgaris (Common starling), 784 nucleotides. Its product is annotated as histone H1.01. Gene Ontology annotation, biological process: nucleosome assembly. Gene Ontology annotation, cellular component: nucleosome. NCBI's taxonomy places the organism in Eukaryota, Metazoa, Chordata, Aves, Passeriformes, Sturnidae. Gene Ontology annotation, molecular function: structural constituent of chromatin; DNA binding. The record is from RefSeq and is a predicted model, not a curated record.